AUGGAGCUUCCUGAGCCUGUUUCGUUUAUGUGCCCAGCUUUUCAUGUGACACAGAUUAUGAGCGAACCGUCAAGAAAGCUGACUCGGCAUUCACCAUUUCAGUCAUGGCGGAGAAACCUCUUCAUAUUUGAAGAGAGGACAGUUACCAAUGAAGCUAUUAUCGCUAACUCCAUUGCCCUUUUAGAUAACCUACGUCAGGCUCGGUGUAAAUUCUCAGGUACUUCUAUACCAGGAGCAUCUUCGCAUGGUGAAAAGCAUGGUUGGCGACCUCCACCCCAGUGUUGGACAAAGUUGAAUGUUGAUGGGGCUUUCUCUACUUUCGGAGCUAUUAGUGCAUGCGGUGGUCUACUUAGAGAUGCUACUGGUCUUUAUAUUCGUGGGUUUCUACAUAGACUUGAUGAUGGAGAUGCCCUUCACGCGGAGUUAUGGGCAUGUUUGCAUGGACUUAAACUUGCGUGGGAUGGAGGUCAUCGUCAAGUUAUUCUAGAAUCAGACUCCAGUAGUGUUUUGGAACUAAUUUCGACUCACCCAGAUGAACAUCAUGAUGAUUUUCGUCUGCUUAAAGAGAUCAGAGAGAUGCUGGAUCGGGACUGGGAAGUUCAACUUCAGCAUGUGAGCAGGAUGCAUAAUAGAGCCGCUGAUUUCCUCGCGAAGGAGGGUUUAAAGGCUAUUUCUGGUUUUCAUUUGGUUGUCCCUGCACCUGUUAACUUGUUGCCUAUUUUGGAUUCUGAUUGUAAUAACACUUGCAAUCGUAGGGGGCUGAUUACUGACCCUGAGCUCAUAGAUGAAAUCGUCAAGGAUGUUUUGGUAAGAGUGAAUGAUAUCUAUCCUUGUGAGUCAAAUUGCCUUGUUGGAAUUGAUCAACAUGUUGAUCGUAUUAGAUCAUUUUUGGAAAUGGAGUCAAAAGGAGUUCAAAUCCUCAAAAUUUGGGGCAUGAGUGGUAUCGGUAAAACAGCCAUUGCACGAGUUGCGUUUGAGAAAUUCUCUUCCCGCUAUGAAGGCUCUUACCUUGUAGACAAUGUGAGAGAAGAAUCACAAAAGCAUGCGCUGAAAUCUUUAAGAGAGAAACUUAUUUCUGAACUGCAAGAGGAAAAAUCCACUUUCAUCCAUAGAAAGCUUGUUAGCCGAAGAAAAGUUUUAGUUGUACUUGAUGAUGUGGGUGCUCCAGAACAACUACGGCAUCUAGUUACAGAAGGAUUUCACCGGGGACUUGGUAGUAGAGUUAUUGCAACAAGCCAAAACAAGCGAGCACUAAUUGCUGGAGGAGUUCAUCCCAAUGACAUACUUGAGGUCAAGAAAUUGGACUUUGAAGAAUCCCUUAAUCUUUUCAGCUUAAAUGCCUUCAACAAUAGCCAUCCCGAAAGGGGAUAUGAAGAACUUUCAAAACAAGCAGCUGCUUAUGCCAAUGGCCUUCCUCUAGCUCUGAAAGUUUUGGGUUUACAUCUUUGUUCUUGUGAUAGAGAAACAUGGAAAAGUACAUUGGGAAAACUCGAGAUGUAUCCCCAUCCUCAAAUUCAAGAUGUGCUGAAAAUGAGUUUUGAGGGAUUAGAUGAUGUAGAAAGGGACAUAUUUCUUGAUAUCACUUUCUUUUGCAAAGGAGAAGAUAAAGAUCAUGUCAAGAGGCAACUCGAUGCCAAUAACCUUUUUGCUACUUAUGGAAUAAAAGGACUUCCAGAUAAAGCUCUUAUAUCCAUUUCAAACAACAAUGUAAUAAAAAUGCAUGACUUGAUUCAAGAAAUGGGUUGGGAAAUAGUUCGACAAGAAUGCAAGGACAAUCCUAGGGGACGUAGUUGGUUGAAUGACUUUGAGGAAGUAGGAAUUGGUGCACUUUCUGGAGAAGAAACUCGUUGCUCCGUCUUGAAUCUCUUCCUCUCCAACCAUAGCUUCUUUUUCUACUUCUUUCGAUGA
Messenger RNA from Neltuma alba, 1908 nucleotides. RefSeq names its product TMV resistance protein N-like. Gene Ontology annotation, biological process: defense response. The record is from RefSeq and is a predicted model, not a curated record. Gene Ontology annotation, molecular function: nucleic acid binding; RNA-DNA hybrid ribonuclease activity; ADP binding. The transcript is spliced from 4 exons. The coding region runs from base 1 to 1908 and encodes 635 amino acids. NCBI's taxonomy places the organism in Eukaryota, Viridiplantae, Streptophyta, Magnoliopsida, Fabales, Fabaceae.